AUGGCGGCUUCAAUGGAUAUCGACAAGCCGGGCAAAUACCCGAUCGUCUUAAGUGAUGCUUUGUUAGGAAAGACCUCCAAGGAAGUCUACACGGGCAUCAGGUAUAAUCACAAACCUGACCCCACGUCCGAUUCAUCUCCAAGCUCGAUGCAUCUCGAGCCCUCGGAAUCCGACCCCGCCAGCUACGACCUCUCUUUCGCAGACAACUCCGACAAAUACUCCUACCAUGGCGCACGAGCGUCCGCCGAUGGGCAAUAUGUUCUUAUCUUCGAUCCUCUCAAGAAGCAUUUUGUGCUGCACCGUGUCGACUCGACGUUCAACAUGAACCUUGUUAGCGCACCGUGGGCUGAAGACGAAUCUAUGCUGCGAUCGCAAUACCAACAAUUGGAAACACCCAGGGCAAAGGCUGCAGCCACGGCACAGCCUCCUAGGCGAAAACCUUCGAAGGCAGCGAAAAGUGCCCCAGUAGCGGUAACAAAGAACGACCCAGCAAAACGCAAGAAGGUCGAGAAAGCCACGAAGCCCAAACCUCCACCCCGAGAACCCACUCCCGAAGAGGAGGAAUCAGAUGAUGGCCUCACCAUCGAAUAUCCGGAUGGUGGACCUAGUUCCCAACAAUACCAAUACAAAUCAACGCCUGUAGUUCAACGAGAAGCCAGCGAGGAAGUUAGUGAAGAGGAUAGCGAUGCUGACGGCGAGGAAUACGAAGCGGAGCGAAACCAGGAUGUGGAUCAUCUUAAAUUACCAAGUCCUGCGAAUAACGGUGGAGGUCUCAGUGAUGAGGAUAUUGAGUUGGAUUUGGAAGCGGAAUUGGAACAGGCGUUGAAGGAGACAGAGGGCCACGGCGCUGACGAAAGCAGCAGCGAAAGCGAGGAAGAAUAA
Messenger RNA from Venustampulla echinocandica, 882 nucleotides. Its product is annotated as putative Neurogenic locus notch like protein 2. Lineage: Eukaryota; Fungi; Ascomycota; Leotiomycetes; Helotiales; Pleuroascaceae. The transcript is spliced from 2 exons. Bases 1 to 882 code for a protein of 293 amino acids. The record is from RefSeq and is a predicted model, not a curated record.